This is a messenger RNA of Lolium rigidum, 715 nucleotides long. Its product is annotated as protein HVA22-like. Bases 75 to 470 code for a protein of 131 amino acids. The record is from RefSeq and is a predicted model, not a curated record. The transcript is spliced from 5 exons. Lineage: Eukaryota; Viridiplantae; Streptophyta; Magnoliopsida; Poales; Poaceae.
AAAGUUCGAUUAGAGCCGUGUGUUUACUUCCAUCAAGAUCGUGAGAUCGAUCCCAAGCUUAGCCGCCGGCGGAGAUGGGUAAGACAUGGGCUCUCAUCACCCACCUCCACGCCCUCGCCGGGCCGAGCCUGACCCUGAUAUACCCGCUGUACGCUUCGAUCUGUGCGAUGGAGAGCACGUCCAAACUGGACGACGGGCAAUGGCUAGCCUAUUGGAUCAUCUACUCCUUCCUUGCCCUAUUUGAGAUGGCAGCCGAGCGAGUUCUUUACUGGAUACCAUUAUGGUACGAGGUGAAACUGCUCUUCGUGGCGUGGCUGGUGCUGCCGCAGUUCAGGGGCGCCUCCUUCAUCUACGAUAAGUUCGUCAGGGAGCAGAUCAGGAAGCACGGGGUGAAGCUGCACCACGGCCAUGGCCACGACGCCGGCCACGCAGUGCACGUCCUCAGGGCUGAGCAUCAUGGCGUGCACUGAGGAGGAAAGGAACAAUGCUAUCAGCCCGUCCACAGAAGCGGGGAGUAUAUUCCCUUUCGCUCUCGAGCAGCAGCGUAACCCAUGGUUGCUAGUUUGUGUAAGUUGCGAAAGAUGCGCGCACGUGAUAGUUUGGGUGUUGCUUGUGUCGUGAGAAGAUGUAAUCGCAGGGUCACAACACAAUGGGUUGGGAAUACUUGGGAUAUGAAUGUACUACCUUCGAUCAUGUUUAAUCGACGCCAACUAUA